Messenger RNA from Cloeon dipterum, 1631 nucleotides. Its product is annotated as coiled-coil domain-containing protein 39-like. Bases 78 to 1421 code for a protein of 447 amino acids. The record is from RefSeq and is a predicted model, not a curated record. The transcript has 7 exons. Lineage: Eukaryota; Metazoa; Arthropoda; Insecta; Ephemeroptera; Baetidae.
GAGUCAGUCAGUCGAGUCGCCGAACGGGUCGACCACGGCAGCAGAGCUUCUCUAGAGUCAUCUCACACCCAACAAACAUGGCGUCCGCGUGGCUGCACGACUUGGAGAACGAGGUGCGCGCCCUGAGGGGUGUGUCCCGGCGAAGGGUGCAGGUGGCCAGGGACGACUUCGCCCUGUUCAGCAGCGAGCACAGGUCGGCGGCCAGCAGCACGGUCGCCCAGCUCGACACUUGGCUCGAGAACCAGAUGACCUGUAGAUCUUCCUCAUACUUCAAAAAGUGGCGAAGUGGCGGGUCUCAGUGUGUGUUUAGCGAUGACGACGAGGACGAUGACAAUAACAAGGCGACCAUCUCUUCCAAGAAGCUGGACGAGACGACCGGUGUGCGCCAACUGCGCGAGAGGAACCAGAAACUCGAAACCAUCAUUAACGACGUGAUGGAGGUGAACAAACGCUGGCAGAAGCACCACUCUGAGCGCGAGGUGUACCUGCAGAAGCUGCAAAACACCAUCUCCGAGCUGCAGCAGAGGGAAAUCCAAUCUGCUGUCAAGGAAAACGCUGCUGCCUCGGUACGCAGCUCAGAUUCCAUUAAGCAGGGCUUGACUGUUACCCCCGAGAGACUGGCUCAAAUUGAGGCGGAAAACGCUCAGCUGAGUCUUGAGCUCGAGUCCGCUCACCGAAAGGCCCAAGCCAUGGAAAAAGAGCACAAAGAACACGUCCAGCUUCUCAACAUUCAGGUUCGUUCAUACCGAGAUGAUUGGGAGGCUGAAAGGAGAGAGAAAGAACAGGCUCUUAUUGAUAAAGCUACUCUAGAAGAGAGAUGCCGGAAUCUCGAAGAAAAACUGCUUUGUGAAAAGCAGAAGACUGCUCCGGUGGAGAAAUCGGUGAUGAACAUUGCGCCGUGCGGCUGCCCCCAGGAGGCGGUGCCGGCGUGCCGGCGCGGCCCCAACUGCCCCCAUGCUUCCAAGAACCAAGGCAGCAGCAGCGGCAGUACGUUCCGCUCGUCGGUGCACCUGCCGUGCCUUCCGGCCAACCGGGCGAGUAGGCGCCGCGCCACCCUCGAGAGCUCGCAGUCGAUCGGCUCGAGUCGCACCUCUAGUCCUUCCGCCUCCGUCUCCACUGAGUCGGGCAUCGUCACCAUCGGCUUCGACGACGGCCUCGCCUCCGUCACCAGCUUCACCUAUCCCCCGGACACGCCCUUCUCCGUGUCCAGCAAGUCACUAGAGAUCCCUUUGCAUUCCUCCGACGUCGAGUCUGAGGACUGGAGCGGAAACGCAACCGAGGAGGGCGUCUUGACGCAGACAAGUGAGCAGGUGAUCUGCCCGCGGUGCCAGCGAGUCUUCCCUCCAGACCAGCACCUUGACUUCCUCGACCACUUUGACCACUGCCCUGACCAGCCUCACUACAAUUCCAUCUUCAAAUGAGCCGAAUUUCACAGAUUUCUAUUAUUAUGUACGUUUAAUUUAACAAAUGCAGUGUUUUUCACUUAAAGUGUUGUGCGCGCUCUUGAUGUUAUAUACAAGUUGUGAAUUCUAUUUGUAAAUAAUAUGUCAUUAUUGUAUGAAUUUGUAAGUGUGAUCCUACACUGAUGUGUUGAUUAGAUAAAUAAUCAUAUCUCAAAUGGAAAAUGUUCA